Molecule: messenger RNA, 2611 nt
Organism: Clupea harengus (Atlantic herring)
Lineage: Eukaryota; Metazoa; Chordata; Actinopteri; Clupeiformes; Clupeidae
Gene: lrp3
Product: low density lipoprotein receptor-related protein 3
Cellular component (GO): plasma membrane
Molecular function (GO): protein binding
Source: RefSeq, a predicted model, not a curated record
UGGUGAGGUGACUCGGAGUAUGGCAGCCCCCGGGCCGCUGCUGAUGUGGUUGCUCAGCGUCGGCUGCGCGGUAGUUUGUGUGGCUGGCUGCAGUGGGAAGGCGGAGCUGCACACUGAGAGGAGGGGUGUGAUCUUCAGCCCCUCAUGGCCUCUGCGGUACCCCCACAGCCUCAACUGCAGCUGGGACAUCCAGGCAGAGAGGGGAGAGGUCAUCACCAUCAGUUUCCGUAACUUUGACGUGGAGGAGUCUGAGGGGUGUGUGUGGGACUGGCUGCUGCUGGGCCCCCGGUGGAGGGGGGAGUAUCGUGUGUGUGGCCCCCUCCUGCCCCCCCCCUUCAUCUCGUCCCGCGGCCGGGUCUCACUCCUGUUCCACUCGCACACCAACUCAUCAGGACAGGCACAGGGCUUCCGCCUCUCCUACAUCCGUGGGCAUCUGGGCCAGAGCAGUUGCCAAGCGGACGAGUUCCUGUGCGGUAACGGGAAGUGUGUGCCGCGGUCGUGGCGCUGCAACGCUCAGGACGAGUGUGGCGACCAGACGGACGAGCGCAGCUGCGUGGCCCCGCCCACCGACGCGCCCUUUGACCUCUGCCCCCGCGGGUCGCUGGCGUGCCGCCUGGGUCCGACCACGCGCUGCCUGCCGCCCGAGCGCCGCUGCGACGGCACCAACGACUGCCCCGACGGCGCCGACGAGCUGGCCUGCGCCCCGGCCCUCUCCGGCCCCGCCCCCUGCGCCCAGCGCCUGCGCAGCUUCUACGGCGCCUUCGCCUCCCCAGACUUCCUGGCUCCGCCGGCGGGCGCGGGCGCGGGCGCUCUGGGUGUGGGCGCGGAGCGGCGCUGCAGCUGGCAGCUGGACACGCAGGACCCGCGGCCGCUGCUGCUGCGGCUGGAGCUGCGCCUGGCACCGGGCGACGCGCUGCGGGUGUUCGACGGCCUGGCGCCGCGCCCAGAGCGCCUCCUGCAGGAGCUGUCGCACCACUACAACGCCCGCGCACCGCAGCUGGAGUCCAGCAGGGGGCAGAUGACCCUCCUGUACCGCGCCGCGCCUGGCAGCAGAGGCCGAGGGUUCAGCGCAUCGUACCGCGCCAAGGGCUACUGUUUCCCGGGCGACGCGCCGUGCGGCAGCGACCAGGGCUGCUUCUCUGAACACCAGCGCUGCGACGGCUACUGGCACUGCCCGUCGGGGCGCGACGAGGAGGGCUGCCCGGCGUGUGCCGGCGGCUCGUACCCCUGCGAGGGCUCGGGGGGGGCCUGCUACGCCCCCCAGGAGCGCUGCGACAACCAGAAGCAGUGUGCCACCGGCUCGGACGAGAAGAACUGCCUGGAGUGCCAGCCGGGCAGCUUCCACUGCGGCAGCAACCUGUGCAUCUACGAGACGUGGCGCUGCGACGGCCAGGAGGACUGCACCGACGGCAGCGACGAGCAGGGUUGCCUGGCAACCGUGCCACGCAAGGUCAUCACCGCCGCCAUCAUCGGCAGCCUGGUCUGCAGCCUGCUGCUCGUCAUCGCACUGGGAUGUGCCUUUAAACUCUACACACUGAGGACGAGGGAGUACAGGGCUUUCGAGACACAGAUGACUCGCCUGGAGGCGGAGUUUGUACAGAGGGAAGCUCCGCCCUCUUAUGGUCAGCUGAUUGCCCAAGGUCUCAUUCCACCUGUGGAGGACUUCCCUGUCUACAACCCCAACCAGGUCUCCAUGCUCCAGAACCUUCGCACGGCGAUGCGUCGUCAGCUCCGUCGCCACUCGUCCCGCCGCUCGUCGUCACGGCGACGCCUGGGUCGCGCCUGGAGUCGUCUGUUCCACCGUGGUUCUCGGCUGCGGGGCCACAUCCCUCUGCUGACCCCCCCCUCGGAACACCUCCCCUCGGGGCUCGGCUACGGCAACGACCCCGGCAACGACCCCCCUGCCGCCACCACCCCCUCCCCCUGCUCCACUGCCGCUCUGGGAUUGGCUGCUCUCUGCCACGCCCCCCCUGAGAUGCAAAGCUCGCCCGAGUCACCUGAAUCUCCCGAGUCUCCUGGUUCACCCCUCUCACCCCUCUCACCCCUCUCACCCGACUCACCUGACUCACCCUUGUCUCCGGUCUCACCUGUGUCCUCCCUGCCCUCGGACUCGUCCGGCUCUGAGUGUUCCUCCCCAGAGGCCCCAGCAGGGCAGGACUGCGGCCCAGCGCGAGGCUCCCCCCCUGGGCACUCGGCGGUCGGCGAGGUCCCUGCCCUCCAGAGCCGCAGGAUUGGUCCUCUCGUCUACAGGCACCGCCCUGCGAGGAGGCGGGCCCUGGCACUCGCCGCCCACCUGAGGGGCGUGGCUCUGGUCAGCUACCCUUCCAGAGGCCCCUCGGCCCUCACUUCCCCAGACACGCCCCCUCCCGUCCCCACGAAUCAGGACGCGCCGUGUCAGAGGCAGCAGGUGGUUGGGUCACGGGGCCCUGCAGUUACCACGCCGACAGAGGAGAAACUGAGAGAAGCAUCAGGGUUUAGGAGGGACUCCAACGACCUGUCAAUCACCAGCAGCUCAGGAGACGAGGAGGAAGGGCUGCUACUGAUCACCUGACAGAUCCCUCCUCUCCUCUCUUCCUCUCCUUUUCUCUCUCUUCCUCUCCUUUUCUCUCUC